AUGAAGAAAAAAUUUCAGAUGCCCAGUGCAAAAUUUAUUCUCAAAAACCGGAUAAAUAAAAACAAAAAGGGCGAGCCGGUAUGGAUUUUUUUAGAGCGAGAAAUGAGAGCAAAUUCCGAUAAGAAACCAUACAACAAUGUUGUGGGAGAGUGGCUUGUUUUUCUUAAAGAUUUGAAAAGCCAUUACCGCCGAGUACAAUUACAAGAGUUGAACAGAUUGACAAAAAAUUGCGGUCCACCAUGGUUUAUUGAGCUAUCGAGUUUUCAAAGAGAGACAUUAGAUAGUUUAAAGUUUGAUAUACACACAGACUUGAUUGGUGGUCAAACGGUCCAUGUGGAAACUGCAUUGAAACAUAUCGGAAUAACUAAGAAGAUUAACAAAAAAACGUUGAUGACAUGUAUGGAGACUUGCGUAGAGGAUCCAGGCGUAUUUGUGUGGAAUCUUUAUAAAGACAUUUAUAAAGUGCCACCGAGCACUUUACUGCCUUCAUACGACUUAAACUCUAGAUUAUUAAUGUCAUCUCUGGUUUUUAUUGAUUACAAGGAGUGUCUACAAUCACUUGACAAGAUAAUGGAAAAGGAACCGCCUCCACCACCACCGAAGCCUGCCAAGCCGCCAAAGAAUUUCAAGCCUCAAGUUCAAUUUGGAGAAUAUCUACAGAGGACGUAUGCACCCUUUUAUACCAAUAAACCACAGGAGAAGGAUAGGGUACCACGGCCUCUGAAACGCAAAUUAGGAAUUAGAUCUGCAGAGAGUUUAGAAGCGAUACUUCUGGAUACUAAAUUCCUGGAAAGACGUAUGGAGCGAAACAUAAAAGAACAGUGCAAAGAAAGAAUUUGCAAAUACAAAUUUUGGGAACCACCCCCCUCAUUACGAUACACUGACCCUAAGAUGCGUGCAUAUGCGUUAGCCUUAAAAAUGUUUACGAAAAAAGCUAAACCGAGGUUUAGGAAAUAUAAACCUCCUUAUGAAAACAUACAAUGCAAUAUUGGCGGCGUUAGUUACUUCGGCGGCAAACCGAAUUAUGUAAUAAACUCUGUUUGUGUGAGGCCUACUGGUUAUAUACCCAUUAACGGUGGACUGGUGAAAUACAACGACGAACAUGUACUCAAUAUAAUGGGACAUUGGAAAUUUCCCAAUAAGGAGAUAAAAAAAUGUGAUGUAACAUGUAACUGCCUUGCUAAUUGGGAUAGUUCUGCUAUGAAGUAUAUAGAAGCAUCUAAAUGUAAAUGUCAUCAUUUGUACGACUUCAAACAAGAAGGCAAACUACUUGAGACAUACUUUUACAAACCUACAAAACAUUCGCCAUUUUGGAUUGACGAAGCGAAAAUAUAUCAAAUGGAUCCGAUGGAAGAUUUUGUAAAACAAUGUGUGCUUGAUGCUUUGAGUUCUAAAACAAUGUUGGUAAAACCUGCUCUCAAUGAGGCAUUAAAAAUAAGUGAACUCGUUGCGGCACUUUUAGCUGACCUGGCGGACACACCGUUAAUAAUACCACACCUACCUCAGGCAAAUCUUUUAAAAAAUCUACAAACAUAUGUAAGCAAGAAAAUUAGACCGCCUCUUACAGGGGAGCAACACAAGAGAAAUCUGACUAAAGCGAAACGCCAGUGGAACGAAAUACAGCAUCAAAAUUUCAGACAAUUAGCCACUUACAUCAGUUUCAAGCCAGAAGAAUUGCAGAACUUCACUUGGAAUCAUAGGCAUGUAGUGCAGAAAUUGUUCGAUACUUUGCUCAAAAGAUACGUUACACGAAACGUAACAAAACAAAUCGAACAAUCCCAAUUAUUAUGGGCCACUAUGCAAAACGACCGUUAUGGAGGAAAAUCUUUUCGAGACUGUUUCACUUCGUACUUUCCGACGAGGCUUAAAGAUUUGUUCCUGUUGGAUCCUUUUGACUACGAACACAUUAAUAGAUAUAUAAGAGCUAAGACAUGUCCAAUUAGAUUAUAACCGACGUAAACCUGACGGCGAUUUAUUCGAAGAUUUUGAGAAAAUUAACAUGAUUAGGCAUCUACACUAACAUGAUUUUCAUUCAAUAGGAUUCAUAUAUUGCAAUUGGUGCGUUUGAAUCAUCAUUGUAAUUGGUUUGUUUCAAUUGGAGGAUCUUAAGACUUUCAAGCACCAUUGGUACUCCGAUUGGCGGGCGGCGUCAUUCGCUAGGUCUGAAACGCUAUUACACUACCCUAUUUCAAGGACCCUUCGUUAAGAGUAGCCCCUAACUGAGACGCCGCUCUUAUUAACUUAUAUGUAAGUCGCCCCAAAUGGGGACCCUGGCUCCUUAACUCUUAUUACACCUCACUAAGUUCGAGUUCCUUGAAAUCGAGUAAUUCAAUAAGCGAUUGAGCUACUGUCACGGUCACAAUUGUUUACGUGCCUAAGUUUCAAGGAAGUUAAUGUUAGGUAAUAAAUAAAUAACGCACGUACUCAAUACCUACCUAAUAUCUAUGGCUAUCUAUCUAAAUAUUCUGUAGGAAAUAAUUUAAGUUUCUUGUUGACCACGCUGCACCAGAUUAUAAAUAUAAAUGGACCUUAUUACCAUCAAUUUUGUUCUUUAAUAAAAAGAAAAGAAUAUAAGCCCACUCAAAUAUGGACCCGCUCGAAACAAGUGAAUUUCAAAAUAUUACAACUUACCAUUUAAUAUAAGAAGUUAACGUAAGCGCUUAUUUUCCAAUGAUAAUAAUAUUAAAGGUUUCCACGUCUGUGCACCCUUCAACAUUGAACGUCUAGGAAAUUGUCGUCACUGGGAAUCUUUUCCAGCAGUAGUGAGCCCUAAUUUUAAGGGUCCUAAAUUUCUUCUUUUGUUUCAUAUAAACUAUUAAAUGCGUUAAUUAGAUUAAAUUAUUUAUACUGCCUCUC
Molecule: messenger RNA, 2856 nt
Organism: Hyposmocoma kahamanoa
Lineage: Eukaryota; Metazoa; Arthropoda; Insecta; Lepidoptera; Cosmopterigidae
Exons: 14
Coding region: 1-1950 (649 amino acids)
Source: RefSeq, a predicted model, not a curated record